Talaromyces stipitatus ATCC 10500 is the source of this 731-nucleotide messenger RNA. RefSeq lists its product as uncharacterized. The coding region runs from base 1 to 630 and encodes 209 amino acids. The record is from RefSeq and is a predicted model, not a curated record. Lineage: Eukaryota; Fungi; Ascomycota; Eurotiomycetes; Eurotiales; Trichocomaceae. The transcript has 3 exons.
AUGGACAACAAGCCGGAACUAUGUCGUACAGUGAAUGCCGAGGGAAGCACACCAAGUGAUGCUCUGGAGGAGUCAAUGGAUCAGAAACGGAGAAUCCACCAGUAUGUUUUUGCAAGGGCAAAGAUGUAUAAGAUCGGUACUCAGGAUAUGAUUCUCGACAACCUCCUGCUUUGCUCUGCUAAAAGGACUUAUCCCGGAACGACUGUCGGAAGCCGAGUUGUCACUUUUGAAGUUUGGCUGCACCUGUGGCAGGUGUCUCGAUACUUACCAGAGCACAUCCUCCAAGGCUUCACGGUGAACAAGUGGAUGAGAAUAGGGUUUCGUAUGUUAUGGAAGCAUCAUAUUUCAUGUCUCCAACAUAACAUGCUUCCGACAGAGGCAAAUGUCCUCCUCCUGGUUCGAAAUUCCAAAGAAUGGCCCCCUCCCCUUAUUGUCGCAAUCUUCUCCAGAACAGGGGAACUGUCUCUUCAGUGGCAACAAUGCUCUUCUCGAAAGCAGUGGAUUCAGAAGAAAGAUCUUCCGAGCUGCCAGAAUGAUCAAGAGUUUGGUCUUGUUAAUGGCAUGUGCGGUUAUAAACAAGUCUCCCGGGUUCAAGAAAUGACCAUACGCGGGAAACACAUUCGAUAUUAGCAAAACUUGCGCCUCUGAAGGCUCUCCAUGCUGGAUCCUGCUCAGUGAGCGAUCUGUGAGUUAAGCUGAGUAUGACGCGGUCGACGGCGAGCGAUUUGGCG